AUGGGCAUGCACCUGUGCGCAUGGCAGGCAGUCUCGUCAGCUCCACUCUCCUCGUCGCCGGUACCACGGUACUCUGCCAUUCCCUCCACCACUCCCUCCACCACUCCACUCCUUUCCCAUUCUCGCUCUGAACCAUCUUUCUUUAUAUCAUCCCCCCUUUUCCUCACUCCCGUCCCUCAUGCUCCUCUCCCACUCUCCCCCUUACCUCUCUACCAUCUCCCCCUCGGCCCUUGCCCUUUUCCUCCUGCUCCACCUCUCCUCCUUACCCCUGCUCCUCUUCUCCCCUGUGCUCCUCUCUCCCCCUUCUCCCCCCUGUCCUCCCGGCAGGUGGGGGCGGGCAUAUUGGCGCUGCCAGCAGUGACGAGCGAGGCGGGCUUCCUGCCCUCCUGCGCCACCUGCAUCGUCUGCUGGCUCUACAUGUUGGCGACGGGCAUGCUGAUAGCAGAGGUCAACGUGAACACCAUGUGCGAGCUCGGGUCCGGAGGAGUCUCGCUGGUGUCCAUGGCACAGCGCACGUUGGGCACAGCGGGGGUGCGAGUGGCAGGCACCACGUACCUGCUCAUCCACUAUGCAGUCAUCACGGCCUAUGUCUCUCGCUCCGCUGACAUCAUCAGUGCUGCUGCAUCCCUCCCACACAGCCUCGCUGCUUCCCUCUUCACCCUCUCCUUCGGCGCCCUCUGCUACUUUGGCAGCCAGCGCGCCAUAGGGCUAGUGAACGGCAUGCUGGUGGCGGGAAUAGUGUUCUCCUUCGCCUUCCUGCUCGCCUUCUCCCUCGCUGACAUCCACCCCCAAGCCCUGCUCGCCGCCAACAUCGCUGCCGUCCCCGCCAGCGUCCCCAUCAUCGCCCUCUCCUUUGUCUACCAGAACGUGGUGCCAGUGGUGGCAACGAACCUAGAGGGCAACCUAAAGCGCAUCCGCACGGCCAUCCUAGCAGGCACAGCGCUCCCUCUCCUCAUGUUCCUGCUCUGGGACGCCGCCAUCCUCGGCACCGCUCCCCUCCCGCCGUCUCCCCAACCACUCGUCGACGCCCUCACCAUUGCUUCCGAUGCUGCAGCUUCUGCUGCUGCGGCGCCGUCUGCAGCGGUGGCUGCUGUGGAAACUAUGAAGGUGGUGGAUCCACUGGCUCGCCUUCAGCAGAUUGACCCUUCCGUAGGGGGGGCGGUGCAGCUGUUUUCCUUCUUUGCCAUAGCCACGUCCUACAUUGGCUUCAUCCUCGGCCUCUCUGACUUCCUUGCUGACGCGCUCAAGCUCCCAUCAGGUCGGGGGCGCACCCCUCUGCCGUACAUCCUCACACUCGCCCCGCCGCUCGCCUUCUCUCUCUCCAACCCCGACCUGUUCUUUACAGCUCUCGACCUUGCAGGCACAUACGGAGUGCUGGUACUGUUUGGCAUCCUACCAGCAGCCAUGGCAUGGGUGGAUCGCGCCUCUCUCCGCCCAGUCACAGACCAGCCACGCCUUGUCCCGGGUGGCAAUGUCACACUCACGCUCAUUAUUGGCUUCGCUCUCACCAUUAUCACAAACGAGUUUGCAUCCAACUUUAUCCGCUGA
Messenger RNA from Closterium sp. Yama58-4, 1548 nucleotides. The record is from the annotation of a GenBank genome assembly. Lineage: Eukaryota; Viridiplantae; Streptophyta; Zygnematophyceae; Desmidiales; Closteriaceae.